This is a messenger RNA of Oryzias melastigma (Indian medaka), 4014 nucleotides long. RefSeq names its product potassium voltage-gated channel, shaker-related subfamily, member 2b (gene kcna2b). Lineage: Eukaryota; Metazoa; Chordata; Actinopteri; Beloniformes; Adrianichthyidae. The record is from RefSeq and is a predicted model, not a curated record. Gene Ontology annotation, molecular function: delayed rectifier potassium channel activity; protein binding. The coding region runs from base 1833 to 3320 and encodes 495 amino acids. Gene Ontology annotation, cellular component: voltage-gated potassium channel complex; juxtaparanode region of axon; dendrite. The transcript has 2 exons. Gene Ontology annotation, biological process: potassium ion transmembrane transport; protein homooligomerization.
AUUUUAGCUGAAACCAAUUUUUUAUAGGAAAUUUUGUGCCUUAAAAAAGUUAUUACUCCUAUAUUUAAUCUAUUUGUCUUUUGGCCAAUGUGUCAAUAAUGUCAAAAAUCAAAAGUGAAGUAAUGUUGGAAAUGCCCCCUCCCCAUCCUUAAACCUCCCUUUAAACGUGUCAUUUGAUCUUCUAUUGUCUGGCGUUUCUGCUGCGUGGUGGGCGAUGCUUCUUCCUCUUUAAUGUGAAAACAGCGAGUGGGCUGCGGGAGAGCUGUGGAGAGGAGAGCGCAGAGGGAUGGGGCGAGGCGCGCCAGAAGCUUUUAGUAUGCGCUGCAAUGCCCAACUGCAGCUCACGCUUCUCAUGUGGUGAAUUAUGGUGAUCUAUGAGAGGAACAGCCGGCAGCUCAAAAACAGUCAGUCGUGAUGAGAUGACACAGCCGCUGCACUGAUUAGUCAAAUAAGGGGAGCGCAGGGCUCAUAAGACGGAAUAGACCAAGGACUUGAAGGCAACUUAAAAGAAGAAAAAAACUGGAUAAAAUACACACGCCUGCGCAACAAGAGAACCGCGGUGAAUUCCUGCAUGUCAUAACCAUGUGAAAUAAUGCUGUAGUCCGAAGGAUGUUGCUAUGCUGCUUUGUUUAGUGCAUGGACUGUGGUGUGGCUGCACAUAGUCCACACAGUAAAGGGCUGCAAAUGGCUUGAGCAUGUUUUGCACCUGCUGUUUCAAACUAUCUAACUAUUCCCAGUGCAUGGAUUACUGACUUAUCUCAAUAUUGUUAAAAAAGAAAAAAAAAUCCACUUAUUAAGAUUAUCAUUGCAUAGCUGUAAUUAAGCUGCAAACAAAAACAUCACUGAUAUUUAAGUCAAAUAUUGUGGAAUGUAAGUGUUGCUGCUGCUUGUUUUAAAGCUCAAUUCAAACCUUUAAAAUGAUCCCCAAAGGUGAUAGAAAUCUGCUGAAUCUGAUAAUGCUGUCGGCAGCGCAGCUUCCACGCUCUCUGUAAGCGUCUGCAGAUCGCAGAGCAUCUUUGCUGUUACUGCCCGAGGCAACAUUAUGUUUUGGACAGGGGUGUCAAAUGUUGCUGAAGAUAGCAGUUUUAGCCCGGCUUUGGAAAAUCCCUUCUCCCGUGACUGUCUCUACCUGUGGCUGCAUCGCAAACACGCUCGUCGUCAUGCAGCGUUGGGAGGUAGAAAAAGACACAUCUAGCAUCCUCACACCUUGUUCCCCUCCUGUGUUCACUGCCGCUUUGCUGUAAAAGCUGUAGCCGAUUCAUGACAGACAGGCAGGAGCUGCUUUGGCUGGAGGGGCUUGAGACUUUGGAGCGGACACUUUAGCUAAAAACACUCCUAUAUUUCUGUAGGAGAUUUAAACCUUAAUCAAAAAAACUGUUCACUGCAUAAAAAGUGUUAUCAAUACAGUAUUAAUAAUUCUAAAAAAUAGUUUCAUUCUCCACUUUAUGCCAAAACUCUCAGCAUUUUUAAUAGACUUGGUGCGGUGUUGUUCUCAUCCUUGAAGGGAAUGCUGUUCACAUCACAGACAGAGAAUGUUUUCAUGUGAGAGAGUGUGGAGCACUCAGCUUCUAAUUAAAUUUGUUGGUUGGAAAUGCACCCUGUGAGAGAAGAUACAGUAAUUCUUGCAACAGAAAUGAGCUUGCAGGGCGCUCACAUGAGUGGAAACCCAUAACCUCAUAUACACAGACACAAAGGAGCCAGCUAGCUGUUUUGAACAUCACUCCUCUCUACUGUCAGAUCAGCCUACAGCUGGAAGCGUGGAGCCUUCAGUUCUUCUUGGCCAAGCGUGGCUCCACCCAGUCUGAAAGCUGUAUGCCACAUAUCCUUCCACUAUGACUGUUGCCACAAGCGACCCUAUGGAUGAAGCAGCUGCACAUCCAGGUCAGCCUCAUGACCAGUAUGGGUCGGAGCCGGACCAUGACUGUUGUGAAAGGGUCGUCAUCAAUAUCUCAGGUUUACGCUUCGAGACUCAGCUCAAGACCCUUUCUCAGUUCCCUGAAACCCUGUUAGGGGAUCCGAAGAAGAGGAUGAGGUAUUUUGACCCUCUAAGAAACGAGUACUUCUUUGAUCGUAACCGACCAAGUUUCGAUGCUAUACUGUACUAUUAUCAGUCUGGAGGUAGGCUGCGUCGACCCGUCAACGUGACCCUAGACAUUUUUUCCGAGGAGAUCCGCUUUUAUGAAUUGGGAGAAGAGGCUAUGGAAAUCUUCCGGGAGGAUGAAGGUUUCAUUAAAGAGGAGGAGCGACCACUGCCGGAGAAUGAGUUUCAAAGACAAGUAUGGCUUCUGUUUGAAUACCCAGAGAGCUCAGGUCCAGCUCGAAUCAUUGCCAUCAUCUCGGUCAUGGUGAUCCUGAUCUCUAUUGUCAGCUUUUGUUUGGAAACACUGCCAGUUUUCCGAAAUGAAGAGGAUCCGUAUUCUCCAUACCAGUUCAUGUCCAACUCAACCACUACGUUUGAUAGUUCUACAUAUUUUACAGAUCCUUUCUUCAUUGUGGAGACCCUCUGCAUCAUCUGGUUCUCAUUUGAGUUCCUAGUGCGGUUUUUUGCAUGUCCAAGCAAAGCCGGAUUUUUUGGCAACAUCAUGAACAUCAUAGAUAUUGUCGCAAUCAUUCCGUACUUCAUCACUCUGGGCACGGAGCUCGCAGAGAGGCCGGAGGACGGUCAGUCGGGCCAGCAGGCCAUGUCUUUGGCUAUCCUUCGUGUCAUACGAUUAGUACGAGUGUUUCGGAUCUUUAAGCUCUCUCGUCACUCCAAGGGGCUCCAGAUUUUGGGACAGACUCUUAAGGCCAGUAUGCGUGAGCUGGGUCUUCUCAUCUUCUUCCUGUUCAUUGGCGUAAUCCUCUUCUCCAGUGCCGUCUAUUUUGCAGAAGCGGAUGAGAAACAAUCCCAGUUCUCCAGUAUUCCUGAAGCUUUUUGGUGGGCAGUCGUUUCCAUGACCACCGUAGGCUAUGGAGACAUGGUGCCUACAACCAUUGGAGGAAAAAUCGUCGGGUCUCUCUGUGCAAUUGCUGGUGUGCUGACUAUUGCCCUGCCUGUGCCCGUCAUUGUGUCAAAUUUCAACUACUUUUACCACAGAGAGACAGAGGGUGAAGAACAGGCACAAUAUCUCAAUCUCCCAAUGGUACCCAAAGGCAGCUCAGCCGAUGAUCUGAAGAAGAGCGGCAGUGGAUCCACCCUCAGUAAGUCUGACUACGUGGAGAUCCAGGAGGCUGUGAACCACAGCACCGAGGACUUCAGACCAGAAGGCAUGAAAACAGGAAACUGCACCUUGGCCAACACCAAUUACAUAAACAUCACUAAAAUCCGUACAGAUGUAUAAAAUGAGCUAAACUGAUACAUUUUAUCAGGUAGUAGCAGGAGGAUGAGCCUUCCUCAGCUGUCCAAAGUGUGGUGCCUAAUAUGGGAGAAAUGUGCUGAUCCAGAGUGAGAUCCACUCAAACGAGGGGAGAGGAACCCACGUUUCCUUUUGUCAUGAGGAAUAACUGUUGCAGAUGUGGGAUAACUGCCACUUGUCUUACUACGGACAUUGUCAAUGUAUGCAUGGAGUUGUUCUUUCAGUACACGCAGUAUGUGACAGUAGUUGUUCUGCUUGUAACAGUAGCCAAAUUGUAGCCACUCCAGUAAAACUAACAACAUAAAGGGACCACUAGUUUUGCAUAGAAUUGAUAAAAAAGACCAACUAACUUUGUUUCUUAAUACAAACUGUAGGCACAACGUAACUACUUUAACUGCCAUAGAGAUAAGAAAGUAAAUAAAUAAUUGCACCUGCUCUUAUUUUCUAGAACUAGAAAAAAAAUCUGCAUUAUUAAAGACAGGCCAGCUUAAUGAGAUGAACACUAUCUCCUAACUUAAUGUUCGGAUGUCUUUGGAUGACUUUAGUUCUGAUCAUUAUUUUUAAGAACAUUUUUAAAAUCGCACUUCAAUCAUCUUGUGAUUUAUUUCAAAAACGUUCCCAGUAGUCUAUUAAUUAUGAUUAUGAAAACUGAAAACUGUGUUGUUUUCUGGGACAUAAU